CCAAAUCACCAGCCCACCCCUUCCCUCUCUCUCUCUGCAAAAGACAUCAGUCGCUGCAAGUGCAAACAACACCACAUUCACCUCUUCCAGGUCGAGUUGGAAAGUUGCUAACCCCAAUCUCCAGAAUAUAUAUACAUACGCUGACACAAAUAUACAGCACCAGAAGUUAUUAAACCUCAACAAACACCUGAAACCCAUCUCUCCCUGUACAUCACCACCCGCACGAAAUGCCUUCUAAUCGUCCUAAAUCCUCACUCCUGCAACAUCGGAUCAACACCACCCCAACUAACUCAACCAUCGCUGCCACCACAGCCGCGUGCCAGAGGCGGAGGUCCCCUCUAUCGUGCGCCACCCCUGUCCCAGAAACCGUCGCACGCUAUCACAACCAUGUUGUAGGCCCCAACCAGUGCUGCUCCGUCGAGGUACAGCAGAUCGCUGCCCCUGUCUCCACUGUGUGGUCCGUAGUCAGACGAUUCGAUAACCCUCAAGCUUACAAGCACUUCGUGAAGAGCUGUCACGUUAUCGUCGGGGAUGGCGACGUGGGCACCCUCCGAGAGGUCCACGUAGUCUCCGGACUCCCUGCAGCUAACAGCACGGAGCGCCUGGAGAUCCUGGACGACGAGCGCCACGUUAUCAGCUUCAGCGUCGUUGGUGGGGACCAUCGGCUCGCUAAUUACAGAUCGGUGACAACUCUCCACCCUUCUCUCGCGGGUAACGGCACCGUGGUGGUGGAGUCUUACGUGGUGGAUAUUCCUCCCGGCAACACGAAGGAGGACACGUGCGUGUUUGUGGACACCAUCGUUCGGUGCAACCUGCAGUCACUGACUCAGAUCGCCGAGAACUUGGCCGGAAGCAAUAAAUCAUCAUCGUGAGUCAAAUAAUAUAAUAUAAAUCAUAUAUAUAAUCAUCUUAUAAAUAUGAAAUAUCAUAUAUAGUAAUGUUAAAGGUGAGUGGUCUUUGGUGAUACACGGUCGUUUUUGUGAGUAUCGGAUGUGAGUUUGCCAAUGAAACUUCAACAGCUAGUUCAUCCUGUAAUAUUAGUGGUAUUAUUUAUUGUAACUUUGAAUUUAUUUAUUUAUUUUUUUAUCAAUUUGUGAAGUAGUAGAAAAUUCGUAAUGAAUUAAUGAUACUUACCAUUAUCUUUCUUA
This is a messenger RNA of Hevea brasiliensis (rubber tree), 1148 nucleotides long. RefSeq names its product abscisic acid receptor PYL4. The record is from RefSeq and is a predicted model, not a curated record. Gene Ontology annotation, cellular component: nucleus; cytoplasm. Gene Ontology annotation, molecular function: protein phosphatase inhibitor activity; signaling receptor activity; abscisic acid binding. Bases 228 to 872 code for a protein of 214 amino acids. Gene Ontology annotation, biological process: abscisic acid-activated signaling pathway. NCBI's taxonomy places the organism in Eukaryota, Viridiplantae, Streptophyta, Magnoliopsida, Malpighiales, Euphorbiaceae. The transcript has a single exon.